CGAAUCGAUAUCCCGUACGCCGUUUGAACAUCAUCUAGGUUAAGUUGAAGUGAAGUCAGGGUUCUCGAAUCUCGUCUGUCUCCUAGUCCGGUUGUCGAACCCGCUCCGUUCUCCAGGAAGAAAAAGGCGUUGUUUUUUCUUCCCCCGACAGGCGACGAGGGGGAAAUUAAAGGCAGAGUCUCGUUUUUAAUCUCGGUUUGUAGAAAGAUCGCGUCGGCCCUGUGGGCAUGGGCCAGGAGGAAAUACCAACAGAUAUCCCGUUAAAGGAAAGUGCCAUUUUGUCCCUGUUUGCGGUACUCGAAAGGCCGACGGCGAAACGCGAUGGGUUUCUAGUUAUGGGUCGCGAUCCAAAGCUCGCCGGCCAGUUGUCUAUGCGACGAACCUUCUGCCUUUAAUUCCUGCUGAUGGUCGAGAAAAAAGUCCCUGUCGAAAAGGGAAAAGGAAAAUAUGAAGCCAAGGAAUUUUGAUUCAAAUGACAACUUUAAGGUCUCCAAAUCCAACAUCUGGAGUCGCGAGCUCCGAAAUCGAUUUGUCCUGAGCUCAGGGAAACGGAGCAUCACAUUCCAAAGUAUCAAUGGCCAACCGAAGCGUAACAUCAGAAGCUGCAGGAUAUCAGUCCUUGCAGCUAGGACGCCAUCUUCCUCCGAAGAUGAAGAAACGGAGAUUUAUGAGAAGCGGAGAACACAAAAUAAAAUGUGUGAUCGAAAAGAAAUAGGGAAUGUUGAUACUUCUAACAGCGGAAGCAAUAUUAGGGGAUGCAGGAUAUCUGUUUUAGCACGAAGCGGGCGCCACUAUUUGUCGGAAGAUGAAGAUGAAGAACCCAUGUUUACUCCUCCUCCACACAGCCUGCGAAAGCGCCACUGUUCAACUAAAGAAAAUCUGGCUUCUUCAUCUCGUGAAGAUGGAAUUCGUAGGAGUCAGAGACAGCGCAAGCUAAAAUAUGAAAACUGUAAUGAUUCAUGGAUAUUUGGAUCGCAGUCUCUUAAAGGGUAUCCUAGCUUGACUGAGAACAAAAAAGAACAACCUUUAGAGGAAGAGGAAGAAGAAGAGGAAGAGGAGGAGGAAGAAGAAGAAGAAGAGGAGGAGGAGAAUGUCAAUGAAGAAAAUAACCAAAGUAAAGAGAAGGCUUCAUCGAAGCAAGAGGCAGGGAUGAAGAAAGAAGCAGACAAAAAAGAAGGCUCUUCUGAUGAAGGCGAUGAGAACGAGGACAAUUAUCAAGAUAUGUACGCACGUGUGAAACAGCGCAGGCGUCAACAAAAGAACUCAGAUUCAACAGGCUCUUCUGCGGACGAUGAAGCUGUUUCCAAGAGAAGAAUAAGGACGAGGAGUGGGAAACAAAGGCAAGAGAAAAUUAAAUACCAGCUUAGAAAAACUAAGCCCACAGUUGAACGGUUUCAAAUUGCAGAGCCAUCGUCAAGAAGGCAAGUUCUACGGGAAGUAUUUGCACGGAAAAUUCACAGGAAAAGGAGAAGGUCUUCUUCUAGUUCUUCAUCUUCAGAUGGUCAUUAUGAUCGUAAUCGAGAUCGAGAACGUGAUCGGGACCGUGACCGUGAUCGUGAUAGAGAUAGGAAAAGGUCCAGAAACAGAUUGGAACUAGCCGGCGGAAACAGUAAAUCAAACACAGGAAAACUCGCUGAUGUGGACCCAAUCUCUCUAGAUCAUUCGAUCCGUUUUAGUAAUAUCGGCGGCCUGGAGAAACAUGUGUCUUGCUUAAAGGAAAUGAUCCUGUUCCCGAUUUUGUACCCAGAAAUAUUCUCUAGAUUCGGCGUAGUACCGCCGAAAGGUGUGUUGUUUCACGGCCCACCAGGUACUGGUAAAACACUGAUGGCAAGGGCACUUGCGAACGAAUGUUCCAUAGGAGAACGAAAAGUGUCAUUCUUUAUGCGGAAAGGGGCAGACUGUUUGAGUAAAUGGGUCGGUGAAUCGGAACGACAGCUCAGAAUAUUAUUCCAAGAGGCUCAUGAAGGUAGACCUUCGAUAAUCUUUUUUGAUGAACUUGACGGUUUGGCUCCUGUUAGGUCUUCUAAACAAGAUCAGAUUCAUGCCAGCAUUGUUUGCACCCUGCUUGCACUUAUGGACGGUCUUGAUAACCGGGGUGAUAUAAUCGUUAUUGGUGCAACAAACCGUAUCGAUUCAAUCGAUCCCGCAUUGCGACGUCCUGGGCGUUUCGAUAGGGAACUCCAUUUUCCCCUUCCAGGCGUUAAAGAGAGGCGGGAGAUCCUCGGAAUCCACGCCAAAUCGUGGGCAGAUGCUGGUGUUUUGAACAAGAUGGCAGAAACGACUGCGGGGUACUGCGGUUCAGACCUCAAAGCGCUCUGUACAGAAGCGGUUAUCCAGUCGCUCAAGAGAGUUUACCCACAGAUUUAUAACUCGAGCAAGAAACUUCUUCUCGAUCACAAUAAAGUCAAGGUCUCAAAAAUUGAUUUUGAACGAGCACAGCGUAGUAUAGUCCCAGCGGCACAGAGAGCAAUGUACACACUGGGAAGGAAGUUGCCUUUAUAUUUGGAACCCCUUCUCAGCCAACCUCUUGCACAAUUACUGUCGUAUGUGGGCGAUGUUUUUCCAACGGCUUUUAAUAGACUUCAUGGGUGCACAAGGGUAAAUAGAUCGCCUAGCUUACUUAUUGUAGGAGAGCAGAAGCAAACAUCUUUUCUUGCAACUUCUCUAUUGUACAAACUUGAACACUGCCCAACUCUUUCAAUAUCCCUGGAAACGCUGUAUUCUGAGUCGGCUCGAUCACCUGAGGAAACUGUGACCAAGGUUUUUAAAGAACUUCCUCAUAGUUUAGGUUCGAUCCUCUGGUUUGGAGAUAUUUCCUUAUGGUGGAGGAAUGUCUCGGAGACAGUGAAAGCCGUAUUUACAAGUCUCUCUUCUCUUUUGGAUCCUUCGCUGCCGAUCCUGUUCCUCGCUACAUCUCAGACUGGAAACACGCCAUCGGAAAUAGACCGGUUUUUUAACAAAUACAGGAAUGAGGUGUUCACGGUCGAAAGGCCGAGCAGGGAGAUGCUUGAAAACUUUUUCCGGCCCCUUUUCCGAAUGAGAGCACUGAAACCACCCCCAGUGGCUAAGAAAGAGAGGCCGCUUGAACAGCUGGCCGAAGCCCCUCCUACACCCCCUCCAAAGCUAACAAAAGAACAGCUCGAGCAUCUUCACAACGAGGAAGAAAACACUCUUCGUGAAUUGAGAAUUUUUCUCAGACAAAUUUGCGCUAAACUCGCUCGCAAUAAACAAUUUUACAUGUUCUCCAAACCCGUUGAUACUGAAGAGGUUCCAGAUUAUUUACAAGUAAUUCAAGAGCCGAUGGACCUUGAGACUAUGAUGACCAAAAUUGACCUUCAUAAAUAUACUUGUGCUGAAGAUUUUCUUAAAGAUAUCGAUAUGAUAUGUGCAAAUGCUCUCGAGUACAACCCAGACAGAGAUCCUGCUGAUAAAUUGAUCCGGCACCGAGCUUGUUAUCUUCGCGACACGGCAUAUGCACUUAUUAAAGCCGAAAUGGACUCGGAUUUUGAAGUGAACUGUCGAAGCAUACGCGACGCUCGGAAGGGAAGGGAUGAACAAAUGGAAGAAAAGAAGGAGGAGGUUGUUCAACCCUUGGAAGAGAAAGAAGAAGAUAAGAGGGAAGACGGUCUAGAAAAGAAGCCAAUGAACGAUAAGCGUCGUAGGCGCAAACGUUGGUCGAAGGGCUUUAUAAGCAAGCCUAAAAAAAAUUUACAUAAUGAUACAAAUUCAGAACCCCAUUCGACUCCGAUUAAAAGGUGCAAGUGUGAUGAAGAAGUGCUUGAAAAUGGACUAGACGAGUCUACAACACUGGACGAAAGCGUAUCUGUCCACGAGGAGGAGACAUCGCAAAAAGUGGUAGUCAACAAGGUGGAACUUGACGCCAUUUUCCAUCAGACAGUCGACGCCGCAGACAGCGCAAGCGGUUUUGAGCGUCUCCUCGAUCUCUACUCCGCCCUCGGAAAUAUCAUAGACUCAUACAGCAAAUCUUGGGAUCGGACCAAAAUGCCGUCGGAGCUGAAAGAGCAGUUGGACAAAUUCACCGCUCGUAUUGAAACUGAAAGUUCCGACACAAAAGAAGAAAUUGAAGACCAUGAAGAGGAAACCCAUUUUUAGAAAUUUUUCACCCUAGUUUUUAUUUAUAAUAUACCUUUUUGCCAGCUUGACUUAUAUUCUUUUGGUUGUUGAUGGUUUUUCUCUCUCUUCUAAUAACAACUACACCUCUUCACUGACAGCACGGGAAACGGCCAAAUUGUAAAUAAUACUUUUAUACACAUUACAAAAAAAUUACAAUAUAUAAACAAUUGUAAUAAUUAUAGAAAGAGCAUGUGCGAGAGACUGAAAUAUACGUAUAAAAAGCAUGUGCUUGUAUGUCAUAAACAGGCAUACAAUAUAGGAAAUAUAUGUCCAAGAUGCAAAUCAGAAAAUAAAUAUAUAUAAAAAAAAUUAGACUGUAAGUAAUUUAUAAAUAAUU
Cimex lectularius (bed bug) is the source of this 4471-nucleotide messenger RNA. RefSeq names its product ATPase family AAA domain-containing protein 2B-like. The transcript is spliced from 13 exons. The record is from RefSeq and is a predicted model, not a curated record. Gene Ontology annotation, cellular component: nucleus. Gene Ontology annotation, molecular function: chromatin binding; ATP binding; ATP hydrolysis activity. Lineage: Eukaryota; Metazoa; Arthropoda; Insecta; Hemiptera; Cimicidae. Gene Ontology annotation, biological process: positive regulation of transcription by RNA polymerase II. Bases 448 to 4113 code for a protein of 1221 amino acids.